This is a messenger RNA of Betta splendens (Siamese fighting fish), 5737 nucleotides long. RefSeq names its product protein kinase C, gamma (gene prkcg). NCBI's taxonomy places the organism in Eukaryota, Metazoa, Chordata, Actinopteri, Anabantiformes, Osphronemidae. The coding region runs from base 2440 to 4392 and encodes 650 amino acids. Gene Ontology annotation, biological process: protein phosphorylation. The transcript is spliced from 16 exons. The record is from RefSeq and is a predicted model, not a curated record. Gene Ontology annotation, molecular function: ATP binding; zinc ion binding; diacylglycerol-dependent serine/threonine kinase activity.
CCGAGGGUGCCGGUGUUCCAGAGGAAGGGAGCCCUCAAACACAAGAGGAUUGUUGAGGUGAAAGACCAUCAGUUCACUGCCCGCUUCUUCAAACAGCCCACCUUCUGCAGCCACUGCACCGACUUUAUCUGAUCCAGCUGCCUGCUGGAGAAGCAGCCUACACCGCAAUGACCCGAUCCGAUCACAUAAUCUCACCUCCGCACUGCAGCCCACUCAGUACAGAGAACACAUGCAGCACGCUAGCAGGCAAACUUAAUUAGCAUACGGAUUUUCUUAGUAUCGGUGCUUUGACCCUGAGUUAAAAUACAGUAGAUACACGGGCAGCGCCACAGAGGAGUCGUUGGGAUCUUAAAGAGGCAGGCCAACACUUUAAUGUCUAGCCUCUAUGAGCACAAAGCACAUAGUACCAAACUAAUUUAUCAUCAUCAUUAAAUAUUUUUAUGAUUUUUGUGGAAUGAUUGUGCUACAUUUCCAUCUCACAUUAAACUGAACAAAAGCUUUUUCAUCUACUGCUCUAAAAUGUGAUGAGCAUCAUCCACUGAUGAUAACCGCUUCAUUGGUUCUUUAAGUGGCCGAUGAAUAAAUAAAUACAGUAAUUUGUUUUUUUUUAAUUUACACUAGAUUAUUAAAAAGGAAUGACCGAAGAAGCUGUUUUAAGGACCAAUUGUUUAUCAGCAAAUCUCAUUAUCUUAUCUUAUAUUAUGGAGCAUCCAAAUGUAGAGGCAAAUGUAAUGAGGCUCUAUUCGUGACAUGCGCGCGCGUGCGUGUGUGUGUGUGUCUGCAUGUGUGUGUGUGUGUGUGUGUCUGUGUGUCUUUGGAGCAACCAGCAAAGCGUGCUCUGCCCAGUGACUCCACACCCCGUGAGCCGUUGUGUGUGUGAAUGGCUGCGUGGCUGUGUGCUCGGACAUAUGGUGGGAGUGUAUGUCGGAUGCGGGCUGUUGCGUGUGCCAGCAGCCUCUGGGAAGCUUUCAGGACAUUCCUCCAACUGGCUGCUCUCUGCCGUGGCGGCAGCACUUAGUUCAGGGUGAGAACUCCUUUAGUUCUCUCAGCAAGUCAUAGCAGCAGCUCUCAGCCUGCGUGUCGAUGCCCACGAGGGGAUCAGUUGAUUAAUAACAGACUAAAGUCAUCAGUGUAGUUCUGAAAUGUGUGGGUCGUUGUUUAUUAAGCCAUUUUCAAGUGAAAAUACUCAUAUGGAUGAGUAUAAACUGAGUGCAGGAGCUGUCGAAUCCACAGAUUUGACUUUGCCCUGUUCAGGUUUAUAGCUGCACUCAGUAAUGUGAAGUGUUUAAGGGAUGCAAGUAAAAAGACACGAUGGCGACAGCUGAAAUGUCUGAAAGCACUAAAGGAGCGUUGUGUUGCCCUGAACGGCACCUUCGGGAUAAACAUGACCUGGAUGAAUGAAAACCUUUACGGACCCCAAACGAGGAUCAUCCAGUGAUGUAUUUCACACAGAUCCGAGCUCUGAUUGGACGAGCCUUCUUCACAGCAGACAGUCUGACAUGUCAUUUAGGAACAGGUGUUACUUACAGCAUUAACGAUGGCUCCAUUAUAUUCAGGCGUCGCAGCCGUGGCAGUGUGACAGUGAGGCAGGAUUAACAAUCCCAGGCUGGUGAAAUGGAUGAAGCCAAAUGGAACACACGCAUUAUUCAUUUUAAUUAUUGACAGCUAUGCUUUUCUUGCUGUGACAUGUCAGCACACCUUCUGUGAAAGCCCGUUAUAAAGGCUCCAGUUUUCAGUUUUUAUUAAAUUUUUUAUUCAUGAUUUGGAAAGAAUACAGUAUUUUUCAUCAUUUAAAUACAGCCAUUCUCAUAUUUCAUAGUGAUGCUUUGAUGCUCUGAUGUGCCGGCCUGGUUGAAAUAAAAGCAUCAUUGUAUUUAUCCUCCACACUGAAUUCUUGGUGUCGCUCGGCCAGCGAGCGACUCAGUGGAUCCUCUUUGAAUCCAUACCUGGUUCUCUAAUGCUCUCUGCUGGCUAAAAGGGAAAAAUGGCCCGAACCUCGGAUACUCCUGGAUCCGAGUCUUCUCCCGAAUGCUGAUCAAGGAUCAGAUCACCCUGUGCCACCCCAUGUUUAAUUAUUGCUCAGCCAGAUGGUGAACUGAUUGUAGAUCAGUGAUUACGGUCGGCGUCCCGCGAACCCCCGGGGCUCCUCCAGUGUGAUUGUAGAGGAGCUUCCAGCUCGUCUGCGUUUCCAAACCUCCCAAUCAAACCCUGAUUCUCAGCAGGCGAGCUGCUGAGUGGACUCUUAAGUCAAUCAAUGGCUUUAAUUAUUCAAUUGAAGCUCUAAGGAGACGGGAAACUAGCUAACGCCACCGUUUCACACAGAGGAGGAUUGUGUUGCUGUGUGUGUGACAAUCACUGACACUGCUCCUCUUGACCUAGUCAGCGUUCGCACACUGGUUUUGUUUGUCAUCGUGCUCCUGGAUGUGUGUGUUGGUGUGAAUGCAGAGAGGCGCAACGUUUCACCUUCAACGCAAGCAGAGCCCGUGCUGUGUCUUAACACAUGUGCCUUUCUCACUCAGGGGCAUCGGCAAGCAGGGAUUCCAGUGCCAAGUUUGCAGUUUUGUGGUCCACAAGCGAUGCCACGAGUUUGUGACCUUCACGUGUCCCGGCUCUGUGACGGCGCCCCGACCAGAUGACCUGAAGAGUCAUCACACAUUUAAGGUCCACACAUACUCCAGUCCCACCUUCUGCGACCACUGCGGCUCGCUGCUGUACGGCCUCAUACACCAGGGCAUGAGAUGCACCUCUUGUGAUAUGAACGUGCACCGGCGGUGUGAGACCAGUGUUCCCAGUCUGUGUGGUCAGGAUCACACAGAGAAGAGAGGAAGGAUUCAUCUGACGGUCAGAGGAGAGAAGGAGGACGUCUACGUCACGGUGCGGGAGGCUCGGAACCUGAUGCCCAUGGAUCCUAACGGACUGUCAGAUCCGUAUGUUAAACUUAAACUGAUCCCGGACCCGAAGAGCCACAGCAAACAGAAGACUAAGACCAUCCGCUCCACGCUCAACCCCGUGUGGAAUGAGAGCUUCACUUUCUCGGUGCGCGGCCACCAGUGGGACCGGCGUCUGUCCGUGGAGGUGUGGGACUGGGACCGCACGUCGCGGAACGACUUCAUGGGCGCGCUGUCGUUCGGGGUGAGCGAGAUCUUCAGGCGGCCCAUCAGCGGCUGGUUCAAGCUGCUGGCGCAGGACGAGGGCGAGUACUACAACAUCCCGGUCCCGGACCCGGACCUGCAGGAGCCGCAGCCAGACGCCACGGCGCCCUCUCUGCCCCAGGCCGUCCCGGCCCCUCUGUCCGACCCCUUCCCCGUGACCCUGUCCCCGACCCCCGUCCUGUCCUGCCCGCCGGUCCACUGCCCGCUCCCGGGCAAGGUCAAAGUGGGCAUGCUGGAUUUCAACUUCCUCAUGGUGCUGGGAAAAGGCAGCUUUGGGAAGGUGCUGCUGGCCGAGGAGCGGGGCAGUGAGCGACUGUUCGCCGUGAAGGUGCUGAAGAAGGACGUUCUCUUCCAGGACGAAGACACGGAGAGCGCCCUGGUGGAGCGGAGGGUCCUGGCGCUGCCCUCCCGCCCCCACUUCCUCACGUCGCUCUACUGCGCCUUCCAGACCGAGGAUCGCCUGUAUUAUGUGAUGGAGUACGUCAACGGCGGCGACCUGAUGUUUCACAUUCAGAUAGUUGGCAAGUUCAAGGAGCCUCACGCAGCGUUUUAUGCUGCGGAGAUAGCGGUCGGCCUCUUCUUCCUCCACAGCAAAGGCAUCAUCUACAGGGACCUGAAGCUGGAUAACGUUCUGCUCGACAGCGAGGGCCACAUAAAGAUAGCCGACUUUGGGAUGUGCAGGGAGGGCAUGUUCGAGGGCGACUCCACGCGCACCUUCUGCGGUACCCCUGACUACAUCGCACCCGAGAUUGUGGCCUAUCAGCCCUAUAACAAAGCUGUGGACUGGUGGUCGUAUGGCGUGCUGCUGUAUGAGAUGCUGGCAGGACAGCCGCCGUUCGACGGUAUCGACGAGGAGGAGCUGUUUCAGUCCAUCAUGGAGCAGAGCGUCCUAUACCCCAAAAGUCUCUCCCGGGAAGCUGUCGCUAUCUGCAAGGGACUGCUAACAAAGCACCCGGCCAAGCGCCUGGGUGGAGGAGAGGAUGGAGAGAGGGAGAUCAGGGAGCAUCCGUUCUUCCGCUGGAUCGACUGGGACCGACUGGAGAGACUUGAGAUCCAGCCGCCCUUCAAACCCAGAACUGGUGGGAAAAAGGGGGAAAACUUCGACCAGUUCUUCACGGCCGCCCCGUCGGCGCUGACGCCCUCCGACCCCGACGUCCUGGCGGCCAUCAACCAGGAGGACUUUGAGGGGUUUUCUUUCCUCAACCCGGACUUUGCCCCUUCGCCGCUCACCGCUGUCUGAAAUGGCUCCUGCACAGCGACCCGGCCCGUUCUCGCCUAAUAGUAGUUCUGUAACAGAGAGCGGAGCCGUAAGUAUUAGAGGCACGUCUCACGACCAAAACCCGACGUUUACAUCCAGAUGCCACGACACCUCUGUAGUCUCCGCCCGACGCAUUUUAACCGACUAGUCACCGGAUGUGUUGCAAACGACACCAGUUUUAUAUCUCUUCACGUGAUGUAAGAGACCUGUAGUACAGACCUUUUUGCAUGCUGUGCUUAGGAUUGUUUUCUGUAGACGAUCUAAGAAUUUAACAAAUUCAUUAAAAAUGUUUUGCAUUACUUUAAUUAAACUAUUUUGUGUUGUGCAAAGUUAUAUUUACAGCAUAUUCCCCAAACCAGGGUGGAACUUGUGAUCAUUAGGCCAGUUCUGCAGCAUGAACGAGUCUAUGAUGCGUUUCUCUCCAUCUGUGUGUGUGACACCAUUUAAACUGGGCCCAUCAAACCCGCGCGCCGUGGGGCAGCUGCGUCCGGCUCCUCCGGCCUGGCUCCUGAACGCAGCACCACCUCGGACAACCCGCUGCAGCGGUGGUGCAGUAUCCUCUCCUCACAUGUCGGUUGUGUUUCUGUUGUGAUUCUUGCACCGGAGCCGAAGUCAGGUCCUGGAAACCACACGCUCUAGAACGUCUGUUGCAGAUUGUAGAAAACACGCCUUGUACUGUUGUUUUUCUGCAGCUCACACAAGAGGUUUGUCGUUUUGUCCAGGUACAGAUACUUUGUCGUUUGCGUGGAGCGUGAAGCCAUAAAGCUUUUUGCUGUGUAAAGAUGUACUCACAGCAUUGAUUUGGGUGUAAUUAAAAGAGAGGCGCGCUGGGACUGUUCAAUAGAUGGAAAACUAAUAGCAGCACUGUUAAUAAACACUAUCUGAGCGGAGCAGGUGCCUGCGAACAUACAUUUUAAUAAUCUAAUUUCAGUGCUCUUAUCGCACUAAACAGCUGCUCAUGUGUCACAGAAAUCAUUUUAAUUUGCCCUCAAGCAUUUUCCUGUUCUUCUUUCUGCAUGAUCAUGAUGGUAGUCAUAUCUUUUUGUCACCCACAGGAUCAUCACUACGUCUUUGUUUUCUAAUGCAGGUGUGUGUUUGCCUUUUAUUGUGGUCAACUAUGAAAGGUCGGAGUCAGCCUGAUAAUUUUAGCUCAGCUUGACUUAAGGGCAAAUGCCAAUAAACCCUAUACUCCAGUAAACUAACCACAAUAAGAUAAUCUAGUCGAUGAUAUUUAACAAUAGAUGAAUGAUGUGUCUGUUAGUUUAGCUCACGUUUGUUUUUAUGUGCCGGGAAAACAUUGAAAUAAACUGAAGCGAUCGUGACACAA